Athalia rosae (coleseed sawfly) is the source of this 4135-nucleotide messenger RNA. RefSeq lists its product as uncharacterized. The record is from RefSeq and is a predicted model, not a curated record. Bases 348 to 749 code for a protein of 133 amino acids. Lineage: Eukaryota; Metazoa; Arthropoda; Insecta; Hymenoptera; Athaliidae. The transcript is spliced from 2 exons.
GCGGACAGCCGUGUUGUGUGGUAACGUAACGAAAUCGACAGUUCAAAAUAGCAGUCAAGUCGCUAGCCGAAAGACCGCGGAUUUUUGACGUGUGAUUCAAUAGAAAAAAAACAACCGUGAAUAUAAACGGAAAUAGCAAACACCCGGAAACGGCGUACAGUUUGUGUUUUCUUUUCAUCGAAGUUGACCUGCAAGCAAAAUUUGUUGAAAACCGUAAACUAGUUUGCUUUUGAGAAGGCACGGAAGAACACACGUUAGUGACGCGAGCAAAAGUGUUCAGUAACGUAUAACGUACCAUUUGAAAUUUUUUGACUCAUUGAAGAAGCAGAAAUUCAACCAAAUUCGAAAUGGCUUUUAUGAUGCCCGUUGUGAAAAAUGAAUGGAAUAUUUACAACACCAACAGGAGUAGACGUUCAUCGGAGUGUUCUAACCCCCAGACCUGUAGAAGCCGUAAGGUCUCAGAGUGCUCCAAGUCUGAGGGACCAUCACUUUCAACCUCUCCGGGUUCCGACUAUCUGACCUCACCGGCUCACCGCCCGAUCCCUUUAACAUCCCGACAAUUUUCAAGGACUUCCUCAAGGGCGUCCCAAAGCUCCCUUCAAAGCCCAAGCAAGAGCACCGGUAGUUCACCACCGAAGACCGGAAGCUCAAACUCGUUAAAUAAGUUCCACAAUAGACUCGUAGACAAGCUGAAACGGUCCCUGAAGAAGGCGGACGACAACUCAGAGGACCAGCGUAACCUGUCGUGAGACAAUCAAGCGGUUUUGGGCCGGCCACCUGCCACCGGUUCGAAACCAAUUGAGUUUCGCCGUACUUCGGCCCCUUCCGGUUCCGGGACGAGUCUAAAACUUUUAGCUCGGUCAUGCCCGGAUCCAGACCCGGACUCGCCAGUUGCCUGGUAAGCAGAAGUAGUAGAAAUCAUCGCGUUGAUCGUCGAUCUCAUCGACAAACGCUGAGUUAUCCUAUCGGAGUAAAAAAUCACAGACGCAACGCUUGCUUUAUUCCGCCCUGCAUAUGGCGCAGCGCGAUUCGUGCUACCGACGAAACUCUGCAAGGAUAAAACUCGAUGCGAUGAUACGUAAAACAGGAAGAAACCGAAUGACAGAAUUAGUACGUCAUUCAUCUUUCUGUACUGCUGCAGUCUUCACCAUCAGAGGAUAGGAGCAAUAUCUUUAAUGCGGAAGCCUUGGUGUGUAGUCCUAUGUCUGCAAUGGCUUGAAUGGAUUUCAGUUCGAAGAAACCAAGGGGUUUCAGAAUAAUUAUUUCAGAGUUCAUAUCCAAUAUAAUUGAUUAGCUAUUUCAAAAUAUGUAUGACAGCUGGCCGGUCGUCUGAAAAUCUGCACUUGUUUGGACAAGAUAGAGGGACUCCCUGGUAAGUCUCCUUGCACACACCUCUCUUUCUCUCUCUCUAUCUCCUCUCUUUCUCACUGCAGCUUUUCACCUCGAUUUUAAAAUUGCCCUCCUUAUUUUAUCAGCGAUGCGUAUUCUCAAAUCAUCUAUUAUGACGUAACUUUUUAUCGACUAAUCGGCAUAUCUUCGAAGCAUUUGCCUCUACGUUCAAGGUCAGUGUUGACUAUACCAUUCCGAUAAUUGUGCAAAUUAAUUUACAACUCCGCAAGGCGCUAAAAUUGAUUAGCAAAAUUAAUCGAUAAUCGAUGAAAAAUUUCCACAAGUAACAAAUCGGUGUAGCGUCUUUUUUCCUGCAUAGAAUCAAAGACAAAAGGGUUACCGAAUGUAUAAUGAAAAUGUUGAUACGAUUUUCGCGGGGAUACAGAGACGCAGUGAAUGCACAUUAAGGCGAAUUUAGUGAAAGGUAGAAUACAGUUGAAAAUCGAGAGCAUUGUGCAGUCAAGUGCCAAACAUUUGCAGAGCAUAUAAACUAUUCAGUGCAUGGACAGAUGAGGCAUCUUUAUGUUUAUCUAUUAGAAGCUAUGGACAAAGGAAAAGGUAGAUAUAUUAGGAGUGAUUGUAACGAAUGGAAGCCUAAUAAAAGACUUAUUUUAACACAUUUAAGAUUUAUGAGAGAAUUUCAGAUUUCGAGUUUAAUGUACCUUUAAAAAUAUGAAUUUAUUACUAUACAUUUAAUAAUCGGUGUAUGUAAAUGCUAUACAUACAAUUAAAAUGCAUAUAUGUAUAUCCCAGUAUAGGAGCUGGUGUGAAUUUUCAAUAGUUUACAGAAAAUCCGGAAGAAUAACAUUUACGAAUCAAAUUAUUUUAUUUGGAAUCAACAAAUAUCAAGAAAAAAAAUUUGAUGUAUGCUUAUCUAUGUAGUGAAUACUUAGUAACCGAUCCCUUAUUUGUUUCGAAAUGGGAAAAAAACAACAAAAAAAAUCAAUCUAUGUAUAGAAACAAUAUAUUUCUUUAUCGUUGGACGCUUGUAUUAUAAAUAAGUACAUUAAUCAGUACCUCUAAAGCGCAGUUCAAAGAUUUUUGAUUUUUCUUCACCAGCUUUGUAUAUAUCAAAUUUCUGAAACAAUUGAAAAUUUCAUCUAUCAUCUGUACAGAUCGUACAUCUGGUUCGAAAAUCUAAGAACUGUCAGCUCUCAUUGGUACCGCGUGUGACUCUGUGAUACCGUAAGCUAAGCUAUAAUUAUUUUGCAAUGAUUUGAAAGAAAAAAAAUAAUAAUAUAAAAGGUAAUCCAAAAUUACGAGAUGCGAGCCAAGCUUUGACUGCAGUGCAGUCAGAAGAGGCGGCGCACAGCCAGAUGCAUUGGUUGUCUAAAUCGUAAAUUUGUGAUAAUCAGUUUCUGUGAAAGUUCGGAAAAUUUUAUCUGUGACGAACAAGGCGCAGUUUAACAAACACGAAAAAUUAAUUUUGUCUCAUUUCGAACUCGUUGCCAUAUUUUGGCAUAAGCAGUUACAUAUGAACCUGUUAUGACGUACCUAAUAAAAAUAAAUCUUGCGGUAAAUUUUGAAAAUUGCCGAUUAAAUUCUGCGCGUUGUCAUUUCUAACUGAUCAAAAAGAUUAUUCGCGCAGGUAUAAAUAUCGAAUAUUUUUCAAUAAUUACCGCUUACUGUAAGACUGCUUAUUAAAAAUUACCGAUGGAGUGUUAAGAUGUGGUGCUGGGUUGAAUCUGUUACCGAAUUUAUCGGAUAACGUUUUUCUAUCUCGAAAAAUGUUCCUUAUCAAAUUCGCUACGAAUUCGACCCGUUGAAUCGAACUGAUUAUGCGGUGUUACUAGAGUUAAGGGUUUGUCGAGAUAUGAUCUAUUUAUUGUCCAAAAAUGUUGUUACCUUUCUGUUACUUACUUUUCUGUUAUAUCUGUCUACUUUUUUCUUCAAAUUUGAUUCCCUAAUCUUUAAAUUUCACUUUGGGACGUUUUGAGCUGAUUGUAUAACACAUGGUUGAGGGGGGAACAUUUUUUUAGCAUUUCGCGUCACACAGUGCAGUUGGUUACUAAGUCUGCGAGCGUAUCCAUCUUUACACUUGAUUCAAAUUUUCACAAUGAGUCACGUUAAAAAACUGCCAAUUCAAAAAAAGAUCAAAUAAUUGCCCAUUUCUUCCUUCAAAUGUUCUCAUAAUAUUGUCAUUCUUUUUUGUUAAUUCAUUAGUCAAAUUGGGUUUCUUCCUCGACCGUGACUGACUAUUAUAUCACUGCCAAAAGCCCAGGAACAACGUUAGUCGAAAUUUGAAAAUACUAGAUCCUGAACCAUAUCAGGAAGUAAAUUUUCAAAUUUUUACGGCCUCUAUACUUGAUGAUUAUUUAUUUUUUCACAUAAACUACCUAUACAUGAUGAUAGCUUUAGUCAUCGGUGAACUCGUGUUUCUCACUCAAUAUCGACUGACACUUAUACAGAUCACUGCAGUUUUGCUCAAUAAAUUUACUGAUCUCUUUUGGUUCUGAGUUAAAGAAUAACUGAUAUUGACAUCAAGAUCAAUUAUUAACCGGUGAAUUGUCAGGCGAUGGCGGAAAAGUGAGAUUACGAGAGUACAUUCCAUGCGUAUAUAUAUAAGUAUACAUGUUGGUAUAGUAAAUAACUUGUUAGCGUUUGAUAAGAAAUUCACAUAAAGAUUGUAGAUGUAUUGAUAAAUAAAUAAUAUAUCAAAAUUUUCAAAUGCUUACAAUAGACUUUGGUUUAAUCAUAUUAUGUAUCGCAAUUUUUAUGUCCGGUAAAUAAAGAAAAUUUCAACAAA